CUGGGGUGAGGCCCGCGUCGCGGCGGUGGCUGCUCCCGGCUGUGUCUGUGGGAGGCGCCGCUGCGGCGAUGGCCGUGGACACUUUGUCGCCGGACUGGGAGUUCGACCGUGUGGAUGACGGCUCUCAGAAAAUUCAUGCUGAAGUCCAGCUUAAGAACUACGGGAAAUUCCUUGAGGAGUAUACAUCUCAGUUGAGAAGAAUUGAGGACGCACUGGAUGAUUUGAUUGGAGAUGUUUGGGAUUUCAAUCUUGAUCCUAUAGCAUUAAAGCUUCUGCCGUAUGAGCAAUCCUCCCUCUUGGAGCUCAUAAAGACUGAGAACAAGGUCCUAAACAAAGUCAUCACUGUGUAUGCUGCACUUUGUUGUGAGAUCAAGAAAUUAAAGUAUGAGGCAGAAACUAAGUUUUACAAUGGCCUUUUGUUUUAUGGUGAAGGAGCUACAGACUCCAGUAUGGUAGAAGGUGACUGCCAAAUUCAAAUGGGGAGAUUCGUUUCAUUCUUACAGGAGCUGUCCUGUUUUGUCACGAGGUGCUAUGAAGUGGUGGUGAAUGUCAUCCACCAGCUGGCUGCCCUCUACAUCAGCAACAAGAUAGGACCCAAAAUUAUAGAGACAACUGGAGUUCAUUUUCAGACUAUGUAUGAGCACUUGGGAGAACUGCUAACAGUUUUACUUACCCUGGAUGAAAUUGUUGACAAUCAUGUCACACUGAAAGACCAUUGGACCAUGUACAAAAGGUUACUGAAGUCUGUCCAUCACAACCCUUCGAAAUUUGGGAUUCAGGAAGAAAAAUUAAAGCCAUUUGAAAAGUUCUUGCUGAAGUUGGAAGGGCAGUUACUUGAUGGAGUGAUAUUCCAGGCCUGUAUUGAACAGCAAUUUGAUUCCCUCAAUGGAGGAAUAUCUGUGUCGAAAAACAGCACUUUUGCAGAAGAAUUUGCACAUAGCAUUCGCUCAAUUUUUGCAAACGUGGAAGCCAAACUUGGUGAGCCUUCUGAAAUUGACCAGAGAGACAAGUAUGUUGGAAUUUGUGGGCUCUUUGUACUGCAUUUUCAAAUUUUUCGAACUGUUGAUAAAAAGUUUUAUAAGUCUUUAUUGGACAUUUGUAAGAAGGUGCCAGCCAUCACUUUAACUGCCAAUAUUAUUUGGUUUCCUGAUAAUUUUCUGAUUCAUAAAAUGCCAGCAGCUGCCAAACUUCUAGACAGAAAAAGUCUUCAAGCCAUUAAAAUACACAGGGACACCUUCCUGCAGCAGAAAGCUCAGUCACUUACCAAAGAUGUGCAGUCUUACUACGUCUUUGUGAGCUCGUGGAUGAUGAAAAUGGAGUCUAUGUUGUCUAAAGAGCAGAGGAUGGAUAAAUUUGCUGAAGACCUCACCAAUAGGUGUAAUGUUUUUAUACAGGGCUUCCUAUAUGCAUAUAGUAUUAGUACCAUCAUUAAAACCACAAUGAAUCUCUACAUGUCCAUGCAGAAGCCUAUGACCAAAACCUCAGUGAAGGCACUGUGCAGGCUCAUUGAGCUUCUCAAGGCAAUAGAGCAUAUGUUCUACAGGAGAAGCAUGGUCGUGGCGGAUUCAGUGUCACAUAUAACCCAACACCUUCAACAUCAGGCUCUUAAUUCUAUUGCUGUAGCCAAGAAAAGAGUAAUUUCAGACAAAAAGUAUAGUGAACAGCGUCUUGAUGUGCUGUCUGCUCUUGUUUUGGCCGAAAACACCCUAAACGGACCAAGCACGAAGCAACGGCGACUUAUUGUUUCUUUGGCAUUAAGUGUUGGCACACAAAUGAAAACCUUUAAAGACGAAGAGCUCUUUCCCCUUCAAGUGGUCAUGAAAAAGCUGGAUCUCAUCAGUGAGCUCAGAGAACGAGUCCAAACACAGUGUGACUGUUGUUUUUUAUACUGGCAUCGAGCUGUCUUCCCAAUUUAUUUAGAUGAUGUAUAUGAAAAUGCUGUUGAUGCAGCUAGAUUACAUUACAUGUUCAGUGCUUUAAGAGACUGUGUGCCUGCCAUGAUGCACUCAAGGCAUUUAGAGUCCUGUGAGCUACUUCUGGAUUGCUAUGACAAGGAAAUUAUGGAAAUUUUGAAUGAGCAUUUGCUGGACAAGCUGUGCAAGGAGAUUGAGAAGGACCUGCGGCUUUCUGUGCACACGCACUUGAAGCUGGAUGACCGGAACCCCUUCCGAGUCGGCAGGAAAGACUUGGCGCUGUUCUUCUCUUUGAACCCUAUUCGUUUCUUCAAUCGCUUCAUUGAUAUUCGAGCAUAUGUAACUCACUACCUAGACAAGACUUUCUACAAUCUCACAACAGUAGCCCUUCAUGAUUGGGCCACUUACAGUGAAAUGAGGAAUUUGGCUACUCAGCGCUAUGGAUUGGUUAUGACAGAAGCGCAUCUUCCUAGCCAGACUCUGGAGCAGGGGCUUGACGUUCUGGAAAUUAUGAGAAACAUUCACAUAUUUGUCUCUCGAUAUCUCUAUAAUCUCAAUAAUCAGAUUUUUAUUGAACGGACAAGCAAUAAUAAGCAUUUGAAUACUAUUAACAUUCGACAUAUUGCUAAUUCAAUUCGGACACAUGGGACAGGGAUCAUGAACACAACAGUUAAUUUUACCUACCAGUUUUUGAAAAAGAAGUUCUAUAUAUUUAGCCAGUUUAUGUAUGAUGAACAUAUCAAAUCGAGAUUGAUUAAAGAUAUUCGAUUUUUCAGGGAGAUCAAGGACCAAAAUGAUCACAAGUAUCCUUUUGAUAGAGCAGAAAAAUUCAAUCGCGGCAUAAGAAAACUUGGAAUCACACCAGAGGGACAGAGCUACCUUGACCAGUUCAGGCAGCUCAUCAGCCAGAUUGGUAAUGCUAUGGGCUAUAUACGGAUGAUAAGAUCUGGUGGUCUUCACUGUAGCAGCAAUGCCAUUAGAUUCGUGCCGGAUCUUGAAGACAUUGUGAGCUUUGAAGAGCUAGUAAAGGAGGAAGGGCUUGCAGAAGAAACGCUCAGAGCAGCCAGGCAUUUGGACUCAGUCCUCAGUGAUCAUACCCGAAAUUCUGCUGAAGGCACAGAAUAUUUCAAAAUGCUUGUAGAUGUUUUUGCUCCAGAAUUUCGAAGGCCAAAGAAUAUACAUCUCCGGAAUUUCUAUAUCAUUGUCCCUCCUCUAACGCUCAACUUUGUAGAACAUUCUAUAAGCUGCAAAGAGAAACUGAAUAAAAAAAAUAAAAUAGGAGCAGCAUUUACUGAUGAUGGUUUUGCCAUGGGUGUGGCUUAUACCUUAAAGCUUUUGGAUCAGUACCAGGAGUUUGAUUCACUUCAUUGGUUCCAGUCUGUUAGAGAAAAGUACAUAAAGGAGAUAAGAGCAGUUGCUAAGCAACAGAAUGUACAGUCAACUAGUCAAGAUGAGAAGCUGCUGCAGACCAUGAACCUCACUCAGAAGCGACUGGAGGUCUAUCUGCAGGAAUUUGAACUGCUUUAUUUCUCACUGAGCAGUGCAAGGAUUUUCUUCAGAGCAGACAAGACUGCGGCUGAAGAGAACCAAGAAAAGAAAGAGAAGGAAGAAGAAACUAAAGCGAGCAAUGGCGAUGUUCCUGAGGGCACUGCGUCUGCAGACCCUGUUGUGAGAUGAUGGUGUGGGGUCACCUGGGUGUCGUGAUACCUUCCCAGUGCCGUGGAUUACAGACUGCUUGAGAAAUUGUCAUUUCCUAGGUCACAUCAUGGAAAAUUCCGUAUGGCAGUGCUCUGGAGUCAAGCCCAUUUUAUUUCUAAUGCUCUGGUUUUCAAGGGCUGAGAAGCAGAUACUGGAUCUUUUGGGUGUAGGCUGAAGAUGCUCCUGCUGGACUCUUUGACGUGACGCUAUCAACGGGAAAGUCCAGAUUCCCACACCAUUGCUUUCCAUCUCCUGCACUCUGUGUGUUUGUAAUUUGUGUGUGUCUUUGAUCCAUGUUGAUCUCAAGUCAUAGGAAAACCGGUGCAGAUGCUGUACAGCACAGCCAGUAAAUACUCAAUUUAAAGAGAGUUGAGCUUGAAAUUCGUGACCAUCUGAUCAGACCCUGAGGAUGCGUUGACGCUAGAGGUGAGGUGCUGUGUGACCGUCUGUGCCGUGUGGCUAACCGGUUCCCAUGUGACUCUUUAUGAGCUGCUGAUGUCUGAUGAGACAUUUUAAAAUAGUUUACAUUGCUUUGGGAACAUUUGUCCUCCAACAGUUGCUUUAAAUUUAAGAUUUACUUAAUCUCAAAGAAAACUCAGAUUAAGCCAUAGACUCCCACUUGAAGCUUCACUGCGUUUUAAGGCACUCUGAUACUGGGGAAAACAAGAAUGAAUUAUCCUACAACCAAACUCAGGUUUCUUCGUUACAUUAAAUUGAAAUUCUGGUGGCAAUUUAGACAGAUUUUUACUUUAAAUCCAGUGUAAUGAUUAAAUAAUACUGCACUAUGGCAGGCUUUCAGUAAUUACCACUGUGAGAAUGGAACUAGUACAUCACUUUCUGAUGUUCAAAGAAAGAAAGGCCGUGAGGAAAUGUGGUGCCUAACAAGCAUCCAGCGUUACUUUUGUGAAGCUGUGCUAGCUAGUUAGUGAAACUGUCAUGGCCUUUUCAACGUAUAAUAAAACGAUGCCUUUGGGGUAAAAAGGAAGGUUUAAAACUUUAGAUGUAAUACGGACAUUUCUUUUGGAAAUGCUUGUUUUUCUGUUGCAUUUGCCUGCUUAACUAUUUCUUUGGAUAAAUCUUGCAAAUAAUCCUAACACUUAGAAUUCUGACAUGGCUCCAUGGCCCCAGCUUUUGGAGUGGAGGUACAGGGUCCUGCUUGGAACUCAUUGAUUAGGCUUGGGAACUUUCCCAGCCCAAGCUAAAUACUAUGACUGUUAAAUCAGAAGAAACAGAAUAGGUUGGAAAUGUUUAUUAUGUUAAACAUGGUUUAGAGAUUUAUGAACAAAGGAUGGAUUAAAGGCAUUUAAUGUUUGUAAUUGAUACUAACUGUAGAGAUGGCCCUAAAGCAUGCUGCAUAAUUAAUAAUUUAUAUUUUCAUUAUAAAUGUUUAUAUUAAUGAUACUGGAUUUGAUUAUAUCAGAUUUGUCACCGUUUAUAGUACCAGUAUUUUCUUUCAUUUUAAAAAAAAUGUUCAUCAUUAUUCCUGCACAUUAGAGUUUACAUACUAUCUCCCUGGACACUUAAAAUUGGGAAGAAAGUGACAUAAUUGUUCUACCUGUAGUUAGAACUAAUGUCACUACAGUCUGGGUGAAUUAUAAUAAGUCUGUGUAGAUGAAAUAAAAUCUCUGAAGAGAGAUAUAUUUAAAUGGUCUUAAACUGCAGAGCGACAGGGCUUCAGUAUAUUCACGCCUGAGUUGUUACAUACAUUAGAUGAUGGUUUUCCUUGCUACCUUUUUUUUCAGACAUACUGUAACUGAAAUAUUAACAUGAGUGUUUUGUUGUAAAUUCACAGAAAACUUAAUGAUGUUCCAGUUCUCAGGAAUUAAGAACUAACCAUAACAUUGUCAGUUCUAAUUAGAUUUUGUAAAAGACAAUAAGGUUCUUAUCUCACUUAUAGAGUACAUUAUGUAUAAUAAAACAUUAAUAAAUAUAAUUUCAACAUUGUCCUUCCCUUGGAUGUUUAUGGCCAGAAUUAAAUGUCUUCAGCAGUAGGUCUCGUUAGUGCGACUCUGGUGGUGUGGGGCUGAGGACUGAGCUAGACAGGCAGUCUGCUGAGUGGUUCCUCCCUUUCCUUCAUAGAUCCUUAAUUGUUGAUGGGUCAAUUGUCUCAGCUAAGAACCAAUGUGAAGUUACUUUUUUUCCUGAGUUUCUGUGACAUGUUAAAAUAACUCAUGUGGUUUACAAAUAGGAAGUGUUCUGAAAUCAUAAUAACCAGAGUUUUUAUUUUUUCCUUAGAGAGUGUCUUGCUGUCUGUAGCUCAGCCUGGCCUUAAACUUAAGCGUGUCCUUGUGUUGGCCUCCCCUGUGCUGGGGUUACAGGUAGGCACCGUAUGCAGAUGAUGUGGGGACAGUGAAGACAUGAGAUGGUCUGUCAGACCUCACGCUGGAGAGAGAGCUAACUGCUGCCUCUUUUUCCUUCUGUAGUGCUGCAUGGAUAAAACGGAGAUGCAGGAAUACUGCCAUAGACCACUGUUUUCAUGCUGGGCUGUUGGGUGAAGAAAACCAGAUUUGUUCAGCUUUAGUUUGGCAUAAUUCUCUUUCCAGCUUCAUGUGACAGACAUUUUAGACUGGUCCUCUGCUCAGGGACCUUUUGUGCUACAUUGUUUUCUUUUAACCAAGGCCUCCCAACAUUCAGAACAGUUUAAUAGGACUGUGAAAAGUUUAAGGAUGUGGAAAUCAAGCAGAGUCACUCAGCUACAGAGAUGAGGAUGUCAGAGUCAGAAUUCAGCUCAAAGUAAACACUUAGGUGUACUCGAUUUUAUAUAUAUAAAUAGGUCCGCCCUCUCCAGUGGUGUGGCUCUUUAUCACUUAGCUUACUAGAUAUCUCCAGUUCCUAUCAGUGAAGGUACACCAAAGAAUGUAGGUGAUAUGUAGCUGAUAGCAUAAUUUUGAAGCAUGUUUAAGAACUGUAAAUACAUUUACAGAUUUGUGUGUAGUGAGAUAGUUUUCAUAAUGUUACCAUUAAGGUGAAGGGGACUAAAACACCUCUAAGCAUGGCCUAUAUAAAAAGUGUAUUAAAGUAUUUAAUCUUUGGGUUUACAAAAGCAAUGAAAUGUUAGAAAAAUACUCAUCUCCGGUAUCUAAAUUACCUUCAAAAUUAAUGCGUUGAGAACGUUUGGAGAUUGCUUUGCGUCUAAAGACUGUUAAUUUUUUUUUUUUUUAAAUAUAAAGCACUUAUAUAUUAGGAAACAGUACCUUAGAGCCAGACAUGGUGGCAUCUACCAUAUUCCAGCAUUUGGGAGAGAACCGGGGGGAUCUUGAGUUUGUGGUCAGCUUGGGCUAGAUGAUGAGACUUGUGUCUCUAAAAAGGAAAGAAAACAUUUGUCUAUAAAGUGCUGUUGAUGUUAAUAUUAGCUAGUGUAACAUUUAGGUUAUCUGUCUUUUCAUCUGAUGUACGUGUUAGUAAUCCCUGGUAAGGGGCUCAGCUAGUUGCAGACAAUGUACUGCUGCUCCCACUAUCAUGAAGGGGCAUAUGUGGGGGGAUUAAAACAUCCAUGAUCUGCCUACCUUUGCCUCCCUAGUUUCAGGACAGGCUCCAAAGCUACAGAGAAACCCUGCCUUUCUUGAGAGUAGAAAUUGGCAGCCAACUAGCUUCUAAAGAUUCGUCCCAUCUCUCAGUUGGGCACAUGGUAAUCUUUAUUGUGCUUUUAAUGUAUUAGUGUGAGUUUUGGUAAGUUGAGACAAAAGACCAAGUUACCCAUUGCUUCUGGCUUUUGAAAGAAAGUUAAGAUCUGUAAUGCCUGUUAGACUAUGUGAAACACUAGUCCCCAUUGCUGCCCCACCUCCUGUGGGAUCUAGUGGUGAUCUGCCCUUGCUUUUCACAGCCUGUGUUUUGCCAAGUAUUGCAGGUCAGUUAAUAGACAUGAAUCUUGUGAUUUUGUGCCUUUAGUUCACUAUGCUGAAGUCCUUUCAUGUUGAUCCGCAGCUGUAGCUGAUGUUUUCCUUCUGUCAUAUCUGGUUACAUGCAUGCCAGUGUUCUGUUGAGAACUGGGUUUCUGUAUCUGGGAUGGUGCAGUCACCUUCAUACAUGUCCUUGAAAGGUGCUAGGACAGGUGCAUUUCUGGAUUGCACUGUGGAACAUGGAAUUGACCCCCAUGCUUUCCAUGGAUGUGAUUCAUUGCUUUACUUCUGCCACCUGCUAUACAUACGUGAUUUCACUUCCUGGUUAUUUGAGAAAGCGUAUUUGUUUCCAAGCCCUUGUAACCUAUGAAAUUCUUUGUCCUGACAAAUACGUUAUAUAUUUAGGUCCUUGGGUCUUGUUUGGUUGUCUCUCCUCGGCUAAUGUUUCCAUUCUAUCCAUCUUGUCUUUUAUCUCAGGGUUUGCAUGGCUUGUUUAACCAGUCAGUAUAGUGCUUUAGUGGGUGUCUGCUGUACACAGUACUAACCAUUGUUUAACCAGUCAGUAUAGUGCUUUAGUGGGUGUCUGCUGUACACAGUACUAGCCAUUGCACCCAAGGACGUGUUGGUUCAUGAUAGGCAGGUGCUGUGCCUCUGAGCUAAAACCCUGUUGCUUUUAUUUUCAACUCAGUUAUCAUUGAGCUUCAUCUCUGACCCUCUGGAAAGUUGUAAGCAAGGAAGGUGUAGAAGAGUGUCAGUCUCGCAACCCAUCAGAAACCCAGACUGAACGGUUGUUACGGAGACGUGUGAGGUACCUGUGAGCUCAUUUUAGGCUAUAAAGGUGGGGUCCUUCUGAUUCCUCUUUGUGGUCUAUGUAUGUUUGUGCGUGCACACAUCUGCAUUCCAGGGGAUAUUUGGUUCUUCCUUUGUUGUUCUCCACUUUAUUUUUGUUUAUUUAAUUUUGAGACAGGCUCGGCUCUCUAAAUGGAACUUGUGAAUUAUUGGAGUAAGAGUGAUGUUAGACUAGACGGCCAGCAAGCUCAACUAAGGUCCUUUACUUGGUCAGCAAGCACUUAUGCGCAGAGUGAACCCUGUGUUUUUUGAGAUAGUAUUUUGUUUAGUUUGGGCUGCUUUGAAGUCCACACAUAGCCCAAGCUGGCCUUGAACUCAUUUUCCUUCAGCUCCAAGUGUGGAAGAUGUAGGUG
This is a messenger RNA of Chionomys nivalis (European snow vole), 8652 nucleotides long. It is a transcript of the gene Washc4, whose product is annotated as WASH complex subunit 4. Bases 69 to 3590 code for a protein of 1173 amino acids. The record is from RefSeq and is a predicted model, not a curated record. The transcript has 33 exons. Gene Ontology annotation, cellular component: WASH complex; endosome. Lineage: Eukaryota; Metazoa; Chordata; Mammalia; Rodentia; Cricetidae. Gene Ontology annotation, biological process: endosome organization; endosomal transport.